CAAUCUGAGUUUCCUGGCUCGAAGGUUUCAGAGUUUGCUGCCAAGGUUUUCUUACAGUUUGAGAGAACACAACUAAUUCAUCCUGUACUUUGAACAAAAUCAAGAGGAUUCAUCAACUCAUCAGCACAACAGUGAGUCUGGCUGGGAACAAACUGAAACUACAAUGACAGCCCUAUUCCACAGUGAGCAAGGGAGUGGCCAAGGUUUUGAAAGCAUAGACCCCAGAGACUCACAGUUGAGACUUGUCCUGGUGGGCAAGACAGGAGCAGGGAAAAGUGCAACGGGGAACAGCAUCCUGGGACAGAAGGUGUUCCAGUCUGGCAUUGCAGCAAAGUCCAUCACCCAGGUCUGUGAGAAAGGCACCAGCUCCUGGAACGGGAGAGAAGUGGUGGUGGUGGACACGCCGGGCAUUUUUGACACUGAGGUCUCAGAUGCAGAGACCAGCAGGGAGAUUGCCCGCUGCCUUGUCCUGACCUCCCCAGGGCCUCACGCUCUGCUCCUGGUGGUCCCGCUGGGCCGCUACACCCAGGAAGAGCACAGGGCCACCGAGAAGAUGCUGGAAUUGUUUGGGGACAGAGCCAGGAGAUACAUGAUCCUCUUGUUCACCCGGAAAGAUGACUUGGAAGGUGUGGAGUUCCAGGACUAUUUAAAGAGGGCUCCAAAAGGAAUCAAGCAGCUAAUGGGCAAAGUGGGGGGUCGCUGGUGUUUGUUCAACAAUCGGGCCACUGGGAGUGAGCAGGAGGCCCAGAGGGAGCAGCUGAUGGCCCUGGUCCAGCGGGUGGUGAUGGAGAAUGGGGGAGGGUGCUACAGUAACGAGAUGUAUCGACGGGCUGAGGAGGAGAUUCAGAGACAGACCCAGGAGAGACAAGAGCAUUAUAGGGCAGAGCUGGAGAGAGAGAAAAGACGGAUCAGAGAGGAAUACGAAACUGAAUUGAGAAGUUUGAGGAAUCAAGUAGAUCAGCUCCAGAGACAGGCCAGCAUGGAGAGGCAAAUAGCAGAAAGGGAAGAUUACUAUGCCUUGAAGCAGAGCAAUGCCAGAGAUGAAGUCAGCAGCCAGUAUCAAACCAUUGAAACUAUCUUGAAAGCGGUAAUUCAAAUCGCUAUUUUUUUUUUGCCACUUCUAUUUAAGGAAUAAAAACUAAACUGAAGGGGGGGUGGGUGGUGACACACCUGGUUGAGUGCACAUGUAUAAUGGGCAAGGACUCAGGUUCAAGCCCCCCGCCCCCUGGUUUCCACCUGCAGGAGGAAAGCUUCACGAGUGGUGAAGCAGGGCUGCAGGUGUCUCUCUGUCUCUUUCCUUCUGUAUCCCCACCUUCCCCUUGAUUUCAGGCUGUCUCUAUCCAUACAAUGAAUAAAAGGUAAUAGAAAUUAAAGAAAAAGGUUGAUAGGGUAGUGUCUGCUAUACCACAAAGCAGAAAGUACUCACAGAUCAUAUUCUUUUCUGAGAUACCAAAGAAAUUAAAUGCAGGACCCCAGAGAAGUUUAUCCCAUUUUUCCCUUUUGUCUCUUGUUAAAAUAAAUUAUAAAAACUCUUUCUCUACAAAGCUAGAAUAUUGCUAAACUUCAGAGCCUAUACCUCAGCUUUGCAAGGAGAGAAUAAAUUAAUCUGAAUUUUGCUCCUUUACCUGAAUCCCUCAUAAAAAAAACUCUACUUGUAUUUCUGUUCUCUAUUUGCAUUUCUUUUCAAGUACAAUUUGAUUUUAAGCGCAGAAACUAGUUCUUGCUAUGCCUUUGGUUUUGUUAUCUAAAAUGUUCUGUGUCACUCAGGGCUAGCUGUCAAUGGGUUUCCCAUUUGUUUCUAAUGUAAGUAUUUGUCCUGACUCACCUUUGUUGAAAGGUGAGCUAUUACUCAAGCUCAGGAUACACGGCCACCAUCACACCUGUGAUGUGAGGCAUUUGGCCUCACUCUGCUCCUAUAACACUCCCUUAUUAAGCAGAAUGAUCUGAUGAAGAAAUCACUGCAGAGGGGCCGGCCGGGCAGUGGCUCAGCGAGUUAAGCACACAUAGUACUAAUUGCAAGGACCCAGGUUCAAGCUUCAGCUCCCUCCCUGCAGAGGGGACAUUUCACAAGCAGUGAGGCAGGUCUGCAGGUGUCUCUCUGUCUCUCUUCCUCUCUGUCUCCCCCCUCCUCUUUCAAUUUCUCUACUCCUAUCCAAUAAAAUGGAAAAAAGUAGCCACCAGGAGUGGGAGGCUCUUAAUGCUGGCACCAAGCCCUGGAGAUAACCCUGAAGAGGAGGAGGGGACUGUGACUGUCUAAGUGUUAUGCGAUAUUUUCUCAAAGAUUGGUCUUCACCUUGAUAUUACUGUUUUAUCUAUUAAAAGUUAUGGGAACUGUGUGGAAUCAUACCUAUUAUUUUACAAUCUUGUUAACUGUUAUUAAAUGACCAAUAAAACAUAAAAAAAAA
Erinaceus europaeus (western European hedgehog) is the source of this 2405-nucleotide messenger RNA. Its product is annotated as GTPase IMAP family member 4-like. The coding region runs from base 164 to 1135 and encodes 323 amino acids. Gene Ontology annotation, molecular function: GTP binding. The transcript has 3 exons. NCBI's taxonomy places the organism in Eukaryota, Metazoa, Chordata, Mammalia, Eulipotyphla, Erinaceidae. The record is from RefSeq and is a predicted model, not a curated record.